Owenia fusiformis is the source of this 373-nucleotide messenger RNA. The record is from the annotation of a GenBank genome assembly. Lineage: Eukaryota; Metazoa; Annelida; Polychaeta; Sabellida; Oweniidae.
GUAUUGAUUCCUAAUGUGUAAGGAUUCAAUCUCGACAAUGGUGGAUAUAUGGCCAGUGAUACUUGGAAUCCUAAAAGCUAUUUCGUUGCUAACAAUUGUUAUGAAUGUUUUGGUUGCAACUGCGGUAUUGACAACUAAAAGGCUUCAAACAGUAACUAACAUUUACUUUGUAUCAUUAUCAGGCGCGGACAUUUUGGUCGGAUGCGUUGUCAUGGGAGCGAUGAAUGUUUACACCAUAUAUGGCUAUUGGCCCCUUGGCAGUACCGCCUGUACCAUUUGGAUCUUUUUUGAUUUCUGUUGUUGCACCGUGUCUAUGUUGCACCUUGAUGUCAUCGCUUUCCAGCGUUUCAAAGCCAUCAACAGCCCUUUGAAA